ACAGCCUGUUACUUGAACAACUUCAAAGAGAAAGGCUAUGGCUCUGAGCGAAAGCUGGUAACAAAUGCUUGUGGGUUUCAAGUAGAGGUGGUGGCAAACGGGAAGUACUGGCCAAGCUUUACAGAAGCUCAGAACUGCCUCUCUUGUGCCCCUGUUACAUCAUCUCUGUUAUAUUUCCCCUGUACUAGUGUGGGGAAGUCAUUUCUGCUUUCUCCAGAGAUACCUGUCUUAGUCCUCUUUAUAGACCACAGUGUGUGUCGGGAGCCUGGAAAGGAGACUGAGACCAUGCGCAUCAUCAGAGGGACACGAAUGCAGAAGUGAAGGAGCGGCUUGGUCCUCCACUUCUUUGGGCAGAAGGUGCUGAGUGUUCUUUGCUUUCUCAGAUGCCUCUGUGUGACACUGGCUGCAGACCCGUGGAAGUAGCUCCUGAGUUUGAUGGCUCAGGGAACUUGGUUCCAGCUGUGAGGCACUGGCCAUCAGGGGCUCUUCCUAGGACUUGCUACCAUUUCCAAUACCUCUUCCUAGAAAACACACUCACUCACUGGUGGUUGGAUCAGAAAGGAUCUCUGUUGGCAAGGAGCCAAGCCAGCCCUGAAGACCAUGAACUCGUCUUCUGAGCAUUGCAAUGUAUCUGACUGGAUGAGACUAGAGGCAACCGUGAAGGCCUCUGUGUACUUGGUGGCUUUCUCUUUCACCACAUCUCUCACAGUUGUCAUUAUCGCAAUAGUGUCACAGAGUCUGCAGCUGAGGAAAGAGGUGCGGCUGGUCCUCCUCUGCCAUCACCUGCUUUGUAUCUCCUCCUACUGUGGCCUGGGGGUCGUCUUCCAAGGAAUGCGGGCCUUACUGGCCAACAGCCCCCUCCUGCUGUGUUGGCUGGUAUUUGGGGCGCAGCUAAGUGUGGGAGAAUGGAUCCUCCUUACUCUGACCUUGAUGGCUCUCAAUACUUACCUUGCUAUUUGUUAUCCAUUGAACUCUCCAUCCUUUGUGGAUUCUGCUAAGUACAGGAUUCUAGCUGGGACUUGGACCACGGUUAUACUCAAGAAUGUUGGCUUAUUCCUCAUAGAGGGUACUAGUCCUACUCCGGCCUCUGUUUUCCAGUCUGCCCCGCUCUGUCCUGUGAUUUUGAAUGGUAUGCCUGCCAGAGUCAUUGGCAUGUUUUCCCUUGCCUUUCUUUUAUCCGUCAUUCUUGUGAGUUACUGUCUGAUAUACCGAGAAGGGAAGCGGGCUGGCCAUUUUAACAAGUCAAACAUCAAGGCCCGGAGAACUGUCCUUGUUCAUCUACUGCAGAUAAGCUUACAUGUGAUACCUACCCUGAUAAUCAUAGGUUUGGGAAAGCAGUGUGGGGUGUUUUUCUUUGCUCUAAAUCUGGCCCUUUUUGGUAUAUUUGCUUUUGCACAGUGAUUCAACCCUUUGGUCUAUGGGCUCCACAACAGAGAUCUGCAGAGCAAACUGUACCCUUGUCUGUCCUGUCGGAAGAAGCUGCUGCCUUAAAAAAGAAGGGGCUGGCUUAAACAAAAAUUCAGCUCUUUGGAAUAACUCCAGACUUAAUGGGUGUGCUAGCUAGGGCUGGGGACUUGAUCUGUGCAAACUGUUGCCUUGAUUUGGUUUUGAAAGCACUGCAGACUUCUCUGCUGUACCUCACUAAGACGAGCUAGUGCUUUUAACUCUAAACCCAGAUGAGCAUUUCUGAUGGCCUGAUCUACUGUAGCCAUAGCACAAAGAACAGGAAUCACGUGGCUAUGAAGUCACUUGAAAGGCUAGAGGAAACAGAAGUCAGGGACCCCAUUGAUUGGUGUGAAAGACAGACCCAGCAACCAUGGACUGUGGAGGUUGCGUGGGCUGAGUAGCUAUAGGCAUUGGACACUCACAUCUUGACAACUUUGUUUGUUAGGAGAAACAGCAACACAAUGUCUUCUGCCUCCUUCCAUCUUCUGUGUGUCAUAAAGAAGCCUGUAAUUGGUGGAACCUAACUGUCCAAUGAGACCCUAAAAGCAAAGGCAUAUGGGAAAUGUAGUUCUUAGUGUUACUUAUUUGGCAGUGUGGGAAGUUACCUCACACAUGGGUUGGAAGGAGCCAACCCAUGGGCCACUCUUACUACACAUAGUUUUAUUUACUAUAUAAUAAUGAUUCAGCGAGGAUAUAUGAUUAAUAUAAUGAUAUCAGCAAUGGCAGGCAUUACAUUCCCCACACUAUGCAAACGAUUUACACUACAUCAUAUCCUCAUAACAAUUUUGUAAUUGUUCUUGAUUUACAAAUGAGAAAAACUGGGGUUGAGAGAAGACUUACACGAGCCUGGGAGGCUUUAAAUCUUGCAAUUGUCAUAACUUUUUUUUGCAUAUUUUUUUGGCACAGAGUAAUCACUUAUCUUAAAAAAUUAAAAAGAAUUUAUAGUUUUAGAUUUUUCAAAUCUUACUUUUAAUAUGGGUUCUUAAAUGUGUUAACCUUCCUUCUAUCCCACCACCCACCAGAGGUAGGAGAAAAGAAGAGUUGUUAGGAUAUGGGGGCAGUGGACCUGUUUAGAAACUGUUCUUUGGAGCAAAUCCCAUUUGUGUUAUCAGGAGAGCAGCAGUUCAUUUACAGGAAUCAUCAGUUGCAGCUUGAUCCAUUUGCAAACACUUCACGAACUAUCAAUCAGUAGUGUUGGGAUAGCAUACAUGUAUCAGCAGUGGAAUGACCUAGCAGAGACAUCCAGGUCUUAGAUGAAUCAGCAUGAAUCAGCAGGAGGAACCAGGACUACCAGGGACAUCAGGAGAAGUUCUUUGCCUUGCCUCUCUCAAAGAAACAAUGAUCACCUAAGACUGGCAACCAAGAAGCCUUCUUUGCAGAGCUAGCUAUGCAAGCAAGCCCCCCUCACAGUCUGUUGAGUCCUAUUUAUACUCCCUCCAAACAUCACGUGUCCUCCAUGGGUCCUACCUCACCACGUGUCUUGCCUCAGUACGUGUGUCUGUAUCAACUGCCAUCAUUCUGCCAAUUGGCUCGAGUCUGCAGAAGUGGCAAAAAGCAUCAGGCACACCACCUUUGAUGUGUCUAUCUCUAUGGAGUCCCUACAAACAAUGACCAAUAAACAAUGGUAAGGCGUACCAAUACCAACCAGCAUCA
This is a messenger RNA of Mus musculus (house mouse), 3099 nucleotides long. RefSeq names its product predicted gene, 38510. The record is from RefSeq and is marked validated. Bases 601 to 1401 code for a protein of 266 amino acids. Lineage: Eukaryota; Metazoa; Chordata; Mammalia; Rodentia; Muridae. The transcript is spliced from 2 exons.